UUAGCUUUACAGCUCUCCAAAGCUUGUUUUUUUUUCCAACAAGUAUAUAAACCACUUUAUUUUUAACUUCUUACGGUUGUUUUCAGUUUUUUUCUCUUUUUCCUCUCUCUCUUUUACUCUUUUCCUCUUUCUUGAUCUCUUAUCAAACAAUAGGAAUGGUGGAUCGGCCAGUCAGUAGUACAGAAAAACUCGUAGAGAAUGCAUACGCAGGCACGGUGCAUCAGGCAUACCAGUUUCUGCAGGCGGUGGAAAUGAAUCGUCAACAACCCCUGAGCAAUCACUGCAUUGAGUAUCUUGCCAAAUACAUAGCACAUGCUUGGGAACCCACCACACCGGCAGACCCAUCGUUAUUGGACGAAUUAAUCAGCUUAAUGCACAGCCUCCCUCUUCGCGUUCCAGCAUACUGUCCUGGUCUUGCUCUCCUCCUUGCCAUUUACUAUGUUGACCGGCUUAAACAGCUUUAUAUCAACAUCAAAGGCGCUCAUAAAUGUUCACUUCGCUUAUUGUUGGUCGCAUAUACCGUGGCGGCCAAGUAUCUCCGCAACAACCUGCAGCUCAUCAUGAACGACCGGAUGCCAACCACACCCCCUGCCGACGACUCUUCUACAGCUACUAAACCAGCGCUGCUAUCCGUAUUAUCAAACCCGCCAAAAGGUUCAGCAGCAGCAUCAGAUAAGCAACAGGUUGACCAAACGAUCAUGGCACGCAUGGAACUGGAAUUGCUUCACUUUUUGAAUUACAACUUGAGCAUCGACGAGCCAUCAAAGCUUAUCUGGUGGGCAAAAGCGUACGAAUAUGGCGGCGAUAAUAACGAUUUAAUACCGCACAUUCACUAUAUUUCGGGUGACGAAGGAGAUGACGAAUUGGAGCAUGACGAUGACCUGUAAAAGAAUCGAUAGUAACAACAAUAGUAUUAAUAGCAGAACUAGUAGUGAUGAUAGCAACGCUCCCCAGCCAACCAACCAAUAUUAACAACAUCAAUAUCCCAUCAUUUUGUACAUAUGUAAAACAACAUAUUUUUUCUCAGCUGUAACAUUUUUGCUUUUAUAAAAUUUGUUUUUUGUUUUUUCUAAA
Molecule: messenger RNA, 1074 nt
Organism: Zychaea mexicana
Lineage: Eukaryota; Fungi; Mucoromycota; Mucoromycetes; Mucorales; Lichtheimiaceae
Exons: 3
Coding region: 156-887 (243 amino acids)
Source: RefSeq, a predicted model, not a curated record